GACAUCAACAGCACCAGGGCAGCCCGCAAGAGUGAUACUCAUCUCCGUGGAGACAUGAGGUGUCCGCAGCUCCUGUUUGUGUGUUGGUGCUCCAGCAUCCUCGCAGUGACCAGCUGCAUCAGAGUUGAUGGAUAUUCAUGUGUGUCUGACUUUUGGAAGAUAGUUACUUGUGUCCUGAACAUCACUGGUAAUACUGUGGGACAGUCCAGCAACACCACAUACAACCUGAAAUUCAUUGACGUUGGUGCCUAUCCCAUUGAUGGGAAUACCACUUGUCCACUUGUGUUGAUGAACAACAGUUACAGAGCUGACUGUAAAGUGGUGCAAAGCGUUUUUUCCAUUCACAAUAAGUUCGACAUAUACAUUUGUACUAAGUCUGGCUGCCAUAUUCUUGUGAGCCGUUAUUCAGCAUCAGAGCACAUUCAGCUGGAAUCCCCCAAUAAACCUGUGGUCCAAGAAACACCAGAAGCUUUUAACAUCACUUGGAACAGUUCAUAUGAGGGCCAUCGAUACUUCAGAAAUAACCUUUUCUAUGAACUGUUACUUCAAAAAUCUCAAAGCAGUUGGAGCCAACUCCUCAACUCACGUGAGAAGCUUAUAUCGAUUCAAAAAUCACAACUUGAUGCAUCUGCUACAUAUUGCAUUAAAGUGAGAUCUCAACCUAAUGCUAAAGAUGGCUAUAAAGGAAAGUGGACUGAAUGGAGUCCACAAGAAUGUUGGAAAGAUAACGUGCAAGAAGCUUUCUUAGAACAAGAAAAUAUAUCAGUCACAUUGACCAAAUCUCUGGGCCCCGUGUGUCUGGCUGUUGGAGUUCUGCUGUUUGUUUUCUACAGUCCUGCUGCAAGAAUGAAGAUAAAGACUCUGUCCCAUACACCAUCACCAGCUCCCUUCUUUCAACCUCUGUUUCAACAACAUGAAGGGAAUAUGAAGGAAUGGUUUUCACCUCAAGGCAAAGUUGCACUAACAUACAAAACUGAGGAGAUCUUGAUAACUGAUGAUGUGAUUGUUGAGCUGAAACCCAUCACAAAAGAGCCAGAAGAUAACCAGGAUUUCCACAACCCUUCAGUAAUGCAACUGGCAUUCAGUCAGUGUCAAACCUCCUAUGUUGGCUUACCUGGGAUGCUUGAGCCCCCCCAGCCUAUAACUAUGGUCUGUCCAGGGGACACCUCUUACACUCAGCUCCCUUGCUCUGUCUGGGGCAUAGGAGAAGUACAAGUUGUGUCCUCUCCACCUCAAGAUGUCUUAGAUAUCAGCCAUACUGACUCUGGCUGCAGCUGUGAGGACCUGACCCAAAGCACAGAGUGCAGUUUACCAAACAGUCCUGUUGAUGAUGGUUCACCCCACUGUUUCUCUAAUGAUUACUGCAUUCUCAACAAAACAGCAGAGGGGGUUGUUCCUGUUUUAGUGUCCAAAUGAAAAAGCCUGAAUGUUCCAUCUGAAUCCCUGCAAAGGGAUGACAGCUAAAAUAGGAAAAUAUCUUGUCAGUUGGCCUGGAGAAAGAGAAAUUCACAGGAUUGGUGACACUGGUUGCAGUGGCUUUGUAUCAAAUUUAUGUAUAAAAUCAGACUUUAAGGCAUGGCUGAACUUUUUUAUUUGCCUUGUUUAUACAUUGUGUGUUUAUGCUUUGGAGGAAAAUAUCAACUUUGCAAUUGUUUUAUUUGCUUGAGAGCAAUGCUUUUAGAUAUUUGCUAGGCCAUCAUCAAUCUUUGAAUUGUUAAUUUUUUGUUAUUGAUCAACAACAAGGGUGUUGGCACUGCUCCUAAAAUAAAUAGGAUGAAUCAAAUGCUGAUGAUGUACUGUAUUUCCUUGAGGGGAUCAA
Messenger RNA from Lates calcarifer (barramundi perch), 1819 nucleotides. Its product is annotated as interleukin-21 receptor. The coding region runs from base 55 to 1416 and encodes 453 amino acids. Gene Ontology annotation, biological process: immunoglobulin mediated immune response; cytokine-mediated signaling pathway. Gene Ontology annotation, molecular function: protein binding; cytokine receptor activity. The record is from RefSeq and is a predicted model, not a curated record. NCBI's taxonomy places the organism in Eukaryota, Metazoa, Chordata, Actinopteri, Centropomidae. Gene Ontology annotation, cellular component: external side of plasma membrane. The transcript has 9 exons.